Messenger RNA from Stegodyphus dumicola, 3903 nucleotides. Its product is annotated as nose resistant to fluoxetine protein 6-like. Gene Ontology annotation, molecular function: acyltransferase activity, transferring groups other than amino-acyl groups. The record is from RefSeq and is a predicted model, not a curated record. Lineage: Eukaryota; Metazoa; Arthropoda; Arachnida; Araneae; Eresidae.
UUAGAAAAUGCAAACCAUUUCUUAAGUGUUUCUGUAUGUUCACAAAUGGAUCUAAAUUAUUGAAUACUGAUGGAACUGAAGGGCAGUUGCUGUGUAUACACGGGAUUAGAUUUUUGAGUAUGACAUGGGUCAUACUAGGCCACACUUAUGCAUCUUGUUUCACUUUUAUAAUGGAUUUCUUCUCGCUUACCUUUUCCUUCAAGAAUUCAGCAAAAGGAAAGGAAAAAUAUCUUGGGUUUAUUUUUAUAUCCACAGGUACAUAAGACUUACACCUGUGUACAUGAUAACGUUGGCAUUUUCUGCUACGGUUUCCUUUUAUCUGAGCUCUGGUCCAGUUUCUCCAGAUAAAGAUAUAGAACCAAGCUGCAAAAAUAAUUGGUGGUGGAAUUUACUUUAUAUAAACAAUUUUCUAAAAUCAACAGAUCAAUGCAUGAUAUGGACCUGGUAUUUGGCCAACGAUAUGCAAUUCUUCAUCAUCAGCCCUUUAUUUUUGUAUUCUUUGUGGAGGUGGCCGAAAAUUGGUUAUUCGCUUAUUGCACUGUUUUUGUGUGGCACAUGUUUAGCAAAUUUCUUCAUCACUUACCACUAUGAAUUAAUUACUGGAAUCGACGCAGUCCUUUCUAUGGAUUUCGCUAAAGCUCAAGAUUUUAUGGCUAAAUUUGCUGAUUACUUUGACAAACUGUAUACUAAACCAUAUACUAGAAUAGGUCCAUAUCUGAUUGGAAUAUUUUUGGGAUAUUUCUUAUUUAAAUCCAAUAAGAAUAACAGAGGCAAAGACAACUGGAUCAUCUUAAGUUGUGGAUGGGUAGUAGCUUCAACUCUUACGUUAACUGCUGUAUACGGCUUGUACAAGACAAAUCCAUCAGUAUUGGCAGCUAGUUUCUACAAUGCUUUUAAUCGAAUAUGCUUUGCUAUAGGAUUAUCUUGGGUUAUUUAUGUUUGCCUUACAAAACAAGCAGCUGUUGUUGAUGGUAUUCUUUCAUACAAGCUUUUCAUACCGCUGAGCAGAUUGACAUAUUGCGCUUAUCUUAUUCAUCCUGUGAUUCAGGGUUUUUAUUUUUCAUCGCUCCGAAGUCUUCUGACUUUCUCCCAUACAACCAUGACCCUUUACUUUUUGGGAUUCUUAGUUCAAACAUAUGGACUAGCUCUGCCUGUAUCUCUGAUAUUCGAAUCUCCAAUCAUUUGUUUAGAAAAAUUAAUACGGAAGAAAUUUCAAAAUCAAGAAGCAAAACUCUAGCGUAGCCAAUGCUUAAGUAUUAUUUUAAAAUUUGACGAUUUACGAACUAGUAUUUAUGUUUCGUAAAAAGCUGUCCACACUUUACACAUUAUGUAUGUUUUAAAAAUGUUUGUGAUACUCGUUUUUAAUACAUUUAUUUUAGUGCAACUGUGUCUACAUUUUUUCUGUGUACCGAAGAUUUUAUGCUAAAACUUUCAAACAAAUAAUUUACUGAAUAUGAUAAAAUGUUUCGUAUAAAUUUCCCUCACAUUCAUUUAAAAAUGUUAACACAUUCUUAUAUGAGUAUAAUAUUAGAUUUUCUUUUUGUACUCUUAAAGACAUACGAAAUACUUAAAUUUUUAAUGAAAUACUUCAUUUUCUAAGUAUAUCGGUUUCUUUUUAUAUAAAAAUACUUCAUUUUUUAAUGAAAAUGUGAUGCGAUGAAGGCUAUUUAAAUACAGUAAAUUUCCUCUUAACCGGCCUAAAUGGGACCAGUUUUAAACCGGUUAAAUGAAAUUCCUGUUAAAGCGGAGAAUGAAAAAAAUUAUUUAAUUGGUGAAAACGCGUUUUUUUAUAGUUACAGUAAGUAUUUAAUUAAAUGUAUUAAUUUAUUACAGAAGUUUUAUAUACCAUUAGUAAAUAUGUUAAAAAAAAUUCAGUUUUUUUUUUUUUUUUCCUUUUUUUUCCUUCCUCAAAGGCUGGAUAUUCGGCGAUACCUUGCAUAAUUUCACCAUUUUCUUGAAAGCAUCACAUCAACAGAGUCAGCUGAUGGCCCGUAGUUUCACACAACAUAAAGCAAUUUCCAAUGCUUUCUCUCCGUCUGUAUGUGAUAUAUCGGAGGUUCAAAAUUUCAAAUCCCAAUAUGUUCGAAUACUAUAGGGAAAUGUUUGAGAGCAGGGGCGUAGUUAGAGUUUGCAGCCCCCGGGGACAACUGAAGAAUUUGCGCCUCUUUCUGUGUGCCAAGAAUGGAAAACAUUUCAUUAAAAAAUUUCGUAGCAUCGAUUUGGCGCCCUUUGGAUGCUGCGCCCGGGGACAGAUGUCCCCCCUUGCCCCACCCUAGCUACGCCACUGUUUGAGAGGUUUCAUCAUUUCUCCUUCAUUUGCCCUCUUUCCCUGCAACCAACUUUAUUGUAGCCAUCUCACUAGUCGCCAUUCUUCAUAUCGCGAUUCGUGCGCCCUUUAUGCCUUUUAUGCCUUCUAAAGAACCUUGCCCUUUUCCUUUCAAGUUUCAACACGUGUCGCCUCUAUUAUUGAACUACAUGCUAAGUCAACACCAAAGAAUGUCUAUUCGUAUUAUAUUCUUUGUCAACACCAUAUCAUUUUCAGUUUUGGGUAAUGUUUUCGCUUAUUUUUUUUAUUUUCGUACUUAAAUUAAUUAUGGUUGGUUAAAGCGAAAAUCUGGUUAAACGGAAGCCGGCUAAGAAGGAAUCUAUUACUGUAAAAAAGCAUAUUCUUAAACAUUUAGUAAAGUUUCUGUUAAUACGGUUCCCCCUUAUUAAGAGGGAGGAAUAUGUGUAUAGUAAAUAAAUAAAAUAAUAUUAAUAAAAACAAGAACUGUAUGAACUCAAAAUAUUUGACAACAUUAAAUUAAACUAGAUUUUAUACAUUCACGUAACAUCAGAUCACGAUAAUUGGCUUUUUUUUCAAUUACUAAUAGUGUUUGCAUACUUUGUUAAUAAAAAACAUUAAUUAAAGCUCCUUAUAAAACGCUUAAUUAAAUUUAAUUAAUCUUGAUACUUAAUUAUACUUUAUUAAAAGUAUAAUUAAGUAUCAAGUGUUUCUGUUUUUUCCCAUAUUGAUAUUUUGUAACUUAGUCUUUUAACUCACAGCAACUUGUCUUUGGAAAUCUAACGAUUCAUUACAAUUGCUUACGUUACGUAGUUUUAUAAAAUGCCCCUUGGGUAUAUUAAAUAUGAUUCCAGAGUUCCAUAAUUAAUGUAAUUAUGCAUAAUUUAAAUACAUAUUACCUUAAACAUAUUUAUUUAAUGUCUGGGCACCAGGUGCUAAUUUGAUGUUUUAAAUUAAGAAAACAACUGUUACCUUCAUUUGAACAUUUUUAAAAAUAAUAUUGUACUAAAUUUAUACACAAAACUGGAAAUCAUAUAUCUUUGAUUUGUUCAAAAUGUUUUGUGUAAAACGACGGAGAACCUUUUUUCCUUAUUCUUGUUUAAAAAAAGAAUGUUGAUUAAAUAGUUCUUACUGUGCUUAUCAAUAAACUUUGUACAUUAUAACUUAAUUUGCUUUAUAUUAAUGUAAAAUAAAGAACUGAGUUUGUUAAAUAAAUUGCUUCAAGAUAAGUUCUAUUAUCUUUUAUCACUGAUUUCUUUGAAUUCUUUACUUUAGACGAGGAAUUUUGAAUGUUAAACAUACUGUUAAUUCUUGAGGAAAGUUGUUUUUUAAUUGUACUCACUUUUGAUGACUAUCACCUUCACUUGAACAUUUAUGAAAAUAAUGUUGCACUAAAUUUAUACCCAAAACUGGAAAUCACGUAUCGGAUUGAUAAGAAAUGCUUUCUGUAAAACAGAAGCUUUUUUUUCCUUAGUCUUGUUUCAUAAUAUUAUUUUUUAUAGAAGAAAAUAUUUUAUUUUCUUGCUAUGUUUUUCAAUAAACUUUGUAAACUUAAUUUCAGUUUGUCUUAUAUUAAUGUCCUAUGUAAAGAAUUGUGUUUCUUAAAUAAAUUAUUUCAA